Molecule: messenger RNA, 1351 nt
Organism: Scophthalmus maximus (turbot)
Lineage: Eukaryota; Metazoa; Chordata; Actinopteri; Pleuronectiformes; Scophthalmidae
Product: claudin-4-like
Exons: 1
Coding region: 408-965 (185 amino acids)
Biological process (GO): bicellular tight junction assembly; cell adhesion
Cellular component (GO): plasma membrane; bicellular tight junction
Molecular function (GO): structural molecule activity
Source: RefSeq, a predicted model, not a curated record
AAAAGCUGUAAAAAUUCAAAUUAAAAGGCCUUCCUUAACAUUUUUGUAAAUUGUUAAAAAUGCGUCUCAGCCCAUUGAACAUUUGGGAUCGUAACCUUUUGUUUUGGGCCACAAAUGGACACAUGAUUGCUUUUAUCAGCUUUCUUCUGCUGCUCAUUCAGUGAGCAGUAAUCAGGACAAGCAGGAAACCUGAUCUGCAAACUAGCAGUCCCCUCCCUGUUUCACCUCCUCCUCAUACCUGCAGUGCAGAAUAGAAAAACACAACCAGCAGCGCUUACAGCCGAGCGAAAGCUUGUGUUCGAAACGGAUCUCCUCCUCGACUCAACUGCCCGACUGUGGACUUUGUUGGUGUCUUUGAAACUGUGGUAAACUUUUAACUUCAUGCCUCGGAUGAGUUUUUUGGCAACAUGCGGACCCAGCUUGUUGCUUUGUGCUUGGCAGUCGUCGGCUUUCUUGGCACCAUCCUCAUCUGCGGUCUGCCAAUGUGGAAGGUGACGGCCUUCGUUGGGGCGAACAUCGUCACCUCUCAGGUCUUCUGGGAAGGCCUGUGGAUGAACUGUGUGAUCCAGAGCACGGGACACUCGCAGUGCAAAGCCUAUGACUCCGUUCUGGCUUUGCCGCAGGAGCUGCAGGCCUCCAGGGCUCUGAUCUGCGUCUCCAUCGGCGUCAGCGUGGUGGCCAUCGGGCUCACCGUGGUCGGGGCUCGCUGCACCAACUUCUUUCGCGACGACUGGCGGAACAAAGCCAACGUUGGCCUGUCCGGAGGAGUGGUGUUCAUAAUAGCGGGGCUCCUGUGCAUAAUACCCGUCAGCUUGUCAGCUCACAGCAUCAUCACAGGUUUCUACAACCCACUGGCCACCAGCGAGAGGAGGGGGGAGCUCGGGGCCUCCAUAUAUGUGGGCUGGGCAUCUGGAGCGCUGCUCGUCAUUGGAGGAGGGAUGUUGUGCAGCACCUACAGAUGCUGAGGAAGAGAAGAACGAAGUGCACGAUGCCAAUCGGUCAAAUACACACUGUAAAUUAAAAUGUUCAGUUAUGUCUUUGCUGUGAUGGACAUGGUUUGAUUCUUUACCAUUUUGUUCAACAUAUCAGUCUUAAAUCUAUGUAGAAUAUUAAACUGUGAAGCAUAUAAAGCAUAGUAUACAUGUUUUUUUCAAGUGAAGAAUUAGAAUAAAUGUCUUGUUGAGGUACAGUAAUAGUUAUGGUCAGUUUGUGUUUGCUAAGUUGUCCAGAUGUUCGGCAUGUUUUACAAAAGUUGGAUAAAAAAUAUACAUUUUUGUAUCUUUGUAUAUAUUUCUUGAACCGAAGCUUUUUCAUAUCCGCCACUGUUAAUAAAAGAAUAAAGUGAGACAAA